AUGAACCACAUUCUCUACAUAGAAUUAAAACGUCUACGANCUGGAGACUCGGACAACCUUGGACCUGAGGAGAGGGCAAAGUUAAAAGAAGCUGGGUUACUAGAAGUGACUGUUCAUUACAAAACCAACACACUGAAGGCUUCCCCAGAGGAGAAAUAUGGCACAGCCAGUCAUGCUGUGGCUUCAGCUCAAGUCUGCAUCUCUGUGGGCAUUGUCAGGGCAUCAGGACUGAAGGCUGCUGCAGUGGCUGUAGCCAGACAUGAUGAUGGAAUGCAGUAUCCAGCUGAAGUAGGGGUUAAUGCAUAUGUCAGAACCAGGCUGUCCUUCCUAUCAAAACAAGAUGAGCGCAUCACCAGGACUGUAGCCAGGACAUUUGCUCCAGAGUUCUCCUACUUCAUGGACUUCCCAUGUCCUCUGCUGUGGACAGAGGAAGACAGUGACGCCCUCUGCCUGGCUGAGAUACUGGAGACAGCAGAGGUCACCUUUGAGAUGUGGCAUCAAGUACCUGGGCUGUCUCCUGACUUAGAUGGUCAGUAUGUAUACACGGGAUCAGCAGAAGUAACUGGUAGAAAACUGUUCACAAAGACUGGAGAUGUAUUACUGGGGACAACAACUAUACCACUGCUCUAUCUUCUUACUCAUAAAACUGGUCUCCAUGGCUGGUACCCUGUCCACCUCCCAUCCCUGGGCUGGGCAAAAAAGGCUGGAAAAGAUGAAGUACAGGCAGAUGAUUCCUCCCCUCACCAUGGAAACAAAGGACUAGAGCGUGUGGUUGGUGGACUUGAGGUGUCACUCAGGUUUGCUCACCAUGACGACCGUGGUAGAGUGAUCCAUGCUGCCAGAGGAGUGGGUUGGGCUCCUGAGUAUGACCUGGAGGAUGACUGGGAAAGUGCAGAUGAAAGUUCAGACGGCAUAAACCAUGUAACUGUCCAUGUGGACAUGGGGGCUUUCCCACUGACCAAUGCUCUCAUAGCUGGACAAACUAAACUGGACAAGAAUGCCAGGUGCUAUGUCAGGUACAAGUUCUUUGACAAAGCUGCUACCCUGUCCAGGCUAUCUCCACUGACAGUGCAUGAAGAAGGUUAUAUAGUAUCUGCGGUAAACCAUCAACAUAACUUGAACAUCAGUAGAUCUGCACCUUUCUUAUGGUAUUUGAAGGAAGAGAAACUUGAAGUUCAGUUAUGGGUGAGCUACAGUGGUAAGGAGGGAGAGAGAGCCAAGCCACGGCACAGGGACAAACUUAUAGGCUGUGCUUACAUAGACCUGGAGAGUCUAACAGACAGGAGGAGAAGACAACAUAGGGUUAGUGGCAUGUACCCCCUGUUCAAGCCAGGGGUGUCCAGUCUGGGGGGUGCUUUCCUCAGGGCACAUGUCACUCUGAAACCAGCAUUUGGAAGAAUGGAACAGGAAUCAGAAGAAGAGGUGACAUUUGCCAGCAGCGAUGAAAACUCUGACGUAGAAAUGUUACCCAGAUCCAGACAUGGUAAGGAAAAGGAAGGUGGAGCACACAAAAAGCAAAAGUACAAAGAUGAAGAAGAAGAUAUCAUUCCUCCAGACAAGCACAGUUUUGCAGCACAUAUCAGUAUUGAGAGGGCUUUACAUUUACCUGUUGUCACAGACAAGCACAGCCAUGAAACAGGUCCACCAAACAGCUACGUAGCCUACCAGACUGCAGAGAAAACCGUCCCAUCCCAUACUAAUGUAGUCCCCAGUACAGACUGCCCACUGUGGGAGCAUCAGCAUGAUACCAGGCUCAGCAAAGACCUGCUGUAUGGAGAGAGCAAGCAUCUGGUCUUCAAGGUGUGGCACAAACCAAAGGCAGCUUCACAGUCACCAGAUAAGUUAGUGGACAGAGUGUUAGGGUUUGUAUCUGUGGACCUGUCCCCUCUCUUGCAUGGUCUGAAGCAGAUUUGUGGCUGGUAUAACAUCAUGGACUUCAGUGGACAGUGCCAGGGCCAGAUUAAAGUUAGUGUGGUUCCCCAGGAGAUACUCCAGCCCAUAGAGAAGUCUGCACCAGAGGGGAAUACUACACCAAAGAAACCAUUUGGAGGAAUGUAUGCAUCAUCUGCCACCUAUCCAAGUUUUCCUGCCCAUCUCUCCUGGUACCCAGAACAGCAGAUACGGCUUGAAGAGCAGCACUCACUGCCACCUCUGCCACCUCAUCAUGAAGAGCACUAUCAGAAUGUCAAAAAGUACCAUGAACAGUUACACCAGCAGGGGGCAGCACCAGCACAUCAUCACCAGGUGGCACCACCGGAUCAUUACCAGGCAGCAGCAGAGAGGGAGCCACUUCAGCAGGGAAAUUCAUCCAGUUCUUUCCUUUUCUCAAAUCUCAGGUCCAAUAUGCGUGAUUUGGAUGAUAUCACAAGAAGACUGCAGUUCAAGUUGGCAAGUUCUAAAUGGCCAGAUGAACUGACAUCACAACAACAACAACACCAACAACAACAACAGCACCAACAAAGACCACAGACACAGCCCGAACGACAUGGUAGACACAAACAAAACUCACACAAUCCAGUAGCUGGAAUUGUACACCAAACUGUGCAGGAUAUGUUUGGAAGUACAGACAGGCCUCAUCUUGAAAGAGAAGGUAAAGUGACACCUGUUGAGAGCCUUGGACUACUUUCUGGCAGCAAAAUGCCUCAAACUGGGCCUGGCUCAGGCAAAGGUGAAGAAUCUCAAGGUGAUCAAAGACCACACGCUCUUUUGUCUCCAAAGCUUGCAGCUAAGUUUCCAUCAUACAAUCCUGAGAAACAGACUUCUGGUGAGGAGCCCUCCAGACCUGACAAAUUAAAACACACAGUUCAGGACCCAGUUAAUGGAAGAGAAGGCAGUGUGGUUACAAAAUUGCAAUUCGACGACAUACCUCCAAGACCACAUACAGCACAGCCUACAGAUAGGACUGAUUUAGACGUUCAACUGAGAGCAAUGUCUCCUGCCUCUUCACUUCUCUCAGUACAUGAUAGUGAUGAUGAUGAUGAAAUUUUAACAGGAUGGAAACAGAGGCCAAGUUCCUCAGAAGGUGAAGAAGAUGUGGAAAACGAGGACACAAGUUUUGUGGUCCCAAAACCUCUCAAUGAUAUCUCUAGCUGGGGACUAGAGGAAAGGACAGGCAAACUGCCACAGCCAGCUGAGUUCAAACCAGUAGGGCCUCCUAAAGUUCAAAGGUUUAGUGAGAAGGAUAGCUGGCUAAGUGAUGCUUCCAUUGCUCCUGAACAGUCACGUCUUGACAAGACAUCGCCAGUGACCUCUGUUGGGCAACAUCUGUUACAUGAUGAAGUUCAAAGAUCUGAAGAAGAGGAUCAAGAAAUAGAGGCAUUUUUCACGAACCCGCCCCCAUCUUCAGACAGACAAUCUCCCUCAGUGGUUCCAACUGGUGACAGGCACAGACAGCCUGAAUUCAGAAAGGAGACCUCAGCCUCCAGCACGCCCAGCCCCAUCCUGCCACCACCAUCUCAGCACAAACAACAGGAGUUGACUGGAGCACAAUCCAGCAGCACCCUGAAGACACCCAGUCCAGUUAGUCCAGUGUUCAUGACAAAUACUGAAUAUGAUCACCAGGUUAAUUUCACACCAGAGAAAGGGCUGAGCGGGACCCCAACACCAUGUUCUUCUGACCUGGACAGCCAGCAACAUUAUUCACCUCGUACAGUGCCACUUUUAGGUAGAUCUGAUGCAAGACAGGCCCAACACAGUGGUGAAUUGACCUCUCAUGGUCCUGUCUUGACCAAGAGAGAAGAGGAGAGGUAUAUGAGAGAUGUGGACACUGGUAAUAGACUUAAUAAAGAGAAAGGCAAGUCUCCUGUAAAAACAGGACCUAGAUUCUCUGAAAGAGAUGGCGAUCAGGACUCCAGCAGCGAAACAGAAGUUCUACCUUUAUCUAGAGCACCUGCAGAUCUAAAGGAGAACGUACCACCAAGAUCUCAGGAAUUAUCCCAGGCAUCCACUGUUCCAAACUUCUUCCUGCCAGCCCAGGACCUGGAGGCUUCCAUGAGGGCACUGCAGAUGGCCACUGCUCUCCAUCCUAGACCAGAACCAAGGAGGCAGGACAUUAUAGAUCAAGCUCCUCAAGAUACCAGAACAGAACAAAAAGCAAAAGCUGCCAAUGAACUGGUAAACAGACUGUCUUCCAAACCAGGCAACAAGCCUAAGAUGCCUUUAUCAGUAAAAAGCAGACCUCUUCCCACUGCAGAAGAGACAAAGCGAAUAGCAAAAAUAUUUUCAUCAAAUCUUUCAUGAUUUAAAGUUCAUAAUUAUCUACACAGUGAUACUGUUAUCCACUUCACCCAACAGGUUUUACCUGAAUUAAGUUAAUGACAUUUUAGCCAAAGCUUUCAAAAAUGACUGCCAAUGCUCAGGUAAAUAAUCUUUUUCAAACAGUAUAUUUAUUAAAAUUCAUGGAAGUAGAAUCUUGGACAAUGUUUGUGUAACAAUUACAGAUGUAUAAAUAUUCAUGACUUAAAUAUGUAUUAGAAUAUAAUGAGAUGACAUUCAAUUAUAUUUGAGUGCAGUUUUUAUACACACUGCAGUUAUUUUGUUCAUUCAUGAUCUUUAGGGAAAAGAAGACUAUUUAUUAAAUUAGUAAAAUAAAAAGAUUCCUUGCCAAACAAAGCAUACCAUUACAGUUAACGUUACAUUUUCUUGUAAGAACACCAUAAUGUCUAGAGAGAUUGGCAUUAAAUUAAAAAUGACUGCAUCAAAAUGAUUUGCUGUCGUAAAAUAUUUAGUACAGUUAAAUCUAACACAAGAUCUCUGAUAAGAUGAGAAAGUUUUUAUAGUUAAUUCAAUUACCAUGUAAUACUGUGUCAUCGAUACUAAAUUUCUUUGAUGAGAAUACAUAUUUAUUAAAUGCAAUCACUAA
Messenger RNA from Lingula anatina, 4861 nucleotides. Its product is annotated as C2 domain-containing protein 3-like. Gene Ontology annotation, cellular component: microtubule organizing center; centriole; centriolar satellite. Lineage: Eukaryota; Metazoa; Brachiopoda; Lingulata; Lingulida; Lingulidae. Gene Ontology annotation, biological process: centriole elongation; cilium assembly; protein localization to centrosome. The record is from RefSeq and is a predicted model, not a curated record.